CUUCCGCGGAAGGGAAGAGUCCCGCAGUCGGAGGCGGCCGGCUGGGCGUGCGCUAGCUGCCUGCAGCCGGGGCUGGGCCGAGCCGCGCGAGGGCUGUGAACCGAGGGCGGGCGGGCGACAGGCAGCGGCGGGAGCGGGGCGAGGGGCCGGCGGGCAGGGGACGGCGGGCGCGGGCUGCGGAGCCCCCAUGUGAGGCGGCGGCGCCCCCCGGCCAGAGCGCGCAGCAUGGGGGCCCCGCUGGCCGCGGCGCUGGGCGCCCUCCACUAUCUGGCACUUUUCCUGCAACUCGGUGGCGCCACGCGGUCCGCCGGCCACGCGCCCUGGGACAACCACGUCUCCGGCCACGCACUCUUCACAGAGACGCCCCAUGACAUGACAGCAAGGACAGGCGAGGAUGUGGAGAUGGCCUGUUCCUUCCGUGGCAGUGGCUCUCCGUCCUACUCACUGGAGAUCCAGUGGUGGUAUGUGCGCAGCCACCAGGACUGGACAGACAAGCAAACAUGGGCCUCCAACCAGCUAAAAGCCUCUCAGCAGGAGGACUCGGGGAAGGACGCCACCAAAAUAAGUGUGGUCAAGGUGGUGGGCAGCAACAUCUCCCACAAGCUGCGACUGUCGCGGGUGAAGCCCACGGACGAGGGCACCUACGAGUGCCGCGUCAUCGACUUCAGCGACGGCAAGGCCCGGCACCACAAGGUCAAGGCCUACCUGCGGGUGCGGCCGGGGGAGAACGCGGUCCUGCAGCUGCCGGAGGCGCCCCCGGCCGCACCCGCGCCCCCACCACCCAAGCCCGGCAAGGAGCUGCGCAAGCGCUCGCUGCCCGAGGCUUGCAGCCUGUAGACCCGACUGGACCGGACCCCAGCCGCCGGGCCUCGCCCUCACCCCGCCCAGCAUGCCAGCCCCUCCC
Molecule: messenger RNA, 904 nt
Organism: Nannospalax galili (Upper Galilee mountains blind mole rat)
Lineage: Eukaryota; Metazoa; Chordata; Mammalia; Rodentia; Spalacidae
Gene: Vstm2l
Product: V-set and transmembrane domain containing 2 like
Exons: 4
Coding region: 226-837 (203 amino acids)
Source: RefSeq, a predicted model, not a curated record